This is a messenger RNA of Lytechinus pictus (painted urchin), 1775 nucleotides long. Its product is annotated as trypsin-2-like. Lineage: Eukaryota; Metazoa; Echinodermata; Echinoidea; Temnopleuroida; Toxopneustidae. The record is from RefSeq and is a predicted model, not a curated record. Bases 153 to 1217 code for a protein of 354 amino acids. Gene Ontology annotation, molecular function: serine-type endopeptidase activity. Gene Ontology annotation, biological process: proteolysis. The transcript is spliced from 6 exons.
AAUGUAAAAAAAAGCAGUUGAAAUUUUCCAAUUUUGUAAUAAGAGGGGACAAAACGCGUUCCCUCCUUUUAAGUGAUCUCACUGAACCUACUGCGACUUUGGUGAUAGGUUGUUCAUUCUUCAUUCGAAAAAAGUAAGAUAAUUUGGACAGAAUGAGUUGGCUAUUUUCUCUAUUGGCUGUAUCUUUGCUGCUGGCAACAUCAAUGGCUGCAGAUUGGCAAGCUAAUCCAACUGAAUGUGGGAAGACUUACGGAGGAAUGAAUACUAUGAUCAUCGGGGGUGAACCGGCUGAGGAAUACGCCUGGCCAUGGCAACUAGCUUUGUUCAAGAAUGGUAAUUUCGUCUAUUGCGGUGCAUCCCUUAUUGACCCAUGGUGGGUCAUGACAGCGGCACAUUGCGUUGAUAGGUGCUACCUCUGUAACCCAUUGGAAGCUUACGAAUUCAGAGCAGGAUCAACCAGCAUUACUCAAGAUACUGACUUCACGCAGCAACUUCCGGUCUCGAAAAUCAUCGUUCAUCCCGAAUUCGACUUCGAGGCCUACUGGAAUGAGUAUUACUGUGACAACGAUAUUGCUCUUUUUAAGAUGAAAGAACCAUUCACGCUCAACGAAGAUUACCAAGUCAAUACAGUUUGUCUACCGACCAGUGAUAUGGAUGAUCAGUUUGUGGUCGGACAGGAUGCAUUCGUUACUGGAUGGGGGACCAUGAAACGGAAUGAAGAUUUAUACCCUGACGAGUUACAGGAAAUGACAGUUCCCAUCUUCAAUCAAUCAGAAUGCGAAGUUCUCCUCGGUGCCCGUGGUGGAAUAGUCACUGACAAUAUGAUAUGCGCAGGACUGAAAGAGGGCGGUGUCGAUGCGUCCAAUGGCGACAGUGGAGGUCCCAUGGUGUCGUAUCCUUCAAAUAAUACCGAACAAUAUUAUCAGAUAGGUGUUGUGAGCUGGGGCAUUGGGGGUGGCACUCCAAGUCCACCUGGGGUCUACACCAGGGUUACGCGUUAUGCUGACUGGAUUCAAUCGUUCUUAAAUGCCACAACUCAAGAAUCAUAUGUACCAUGCAUUUGUUACGAAGAAGAUGAAGAAGGAGGAGGAGAAGGAGAGGAAUUGUCGUCUUCAAUCACAGCGGUCAUUUCAGUAUUAUCAAUCCUGCUCGCUAUUUUCAUAGGCACUAGUGUUGGUCUAGGACUAUGUCUAUGGCGACAAGGCAAAAAGGCUUGAAUGCAUACUAAGCACAGCAUUUCAAUAACACAUUGAAACUUUUAUUAUAUAGAGAUAUAUAGAUAAUGUUAUAAUUUCAUUACAAAUUCUGAGACCCAAUUUAUGAAACCGAAACAGGCCUAUAUCUUUUGUGCACUAACUAGGGUAUUCAUGGAAAUUGUGAUGUUGCUAUUCCUCUGUAUGUAUUUUACAUUAAAUCUUGAAGAUUAUAUAUUUAAUAGUGAGAAGGGAAAGAUGAUGGGUGAAAUAAUGCACCCCAUGCACCCCCUGGGAAGUAGGAUGCACGGGGUGCUGAAGCACUACAGCUGCGUAUUCUAUACAGGUAGCACCUCUUGCAAAUCAGGUUUGUAUUCUCAAAUGUACAGUUUCAUCCAAAAUCACCAUAAUUUUGGAGCAAAAACUUGUUUUUGUGCUGACCGAAUCACCUUCAUUUUGGGAUUAAAACCCUUUUUUGAGUUGUCAUUUUUUCCCAAUACAGCACCCCAUCUCCGUUCCCAGACUUUUGAUCUUUAUUCAAGAUGUUUCUUUUUCGAAAAAAAAAUAAAAUGCUUGUAUCGU